Patella vulgata (common limpet) is the source of this 5274-nucleotide messenger RNA. Its product is annotated as FAD-dependent oxidoreductase domain-containing protein 1. Gene Ontology annotation, cellular component: cytoplasm. Lineage: Eukaryota; Metazoa; Mollusca; Gastropoda; Patellidae. Gene Ontology annotation, molecular function: oxidoreductase activity. The coding region runs from base 278 to 1726 and encodes 482 amino acids. The transcript has 11 exons. The record is from RefSeq and is a predicted model, not a curated record.
AUUUCUGUUAUUAUUGAAGAAUGCACGUGUUGAAGAAUGACAGAUAGAAAGGGGAUUACUGAUUACAAUGUUGGAGUAUAGAAAAUUAUCGUAGAAAUGGACUGUGCAAAGAAUGAGUAGGCUAUCCCGUCUAACUUAAUCAUAUUACAGCAGAUGGAAGCUAACAUAUAUCAUUAAGAUUAAGAGACUAAAAAAAUAAGAAAAGCCAAAAGUCCAUUUUUAAGUCUAAUUAAUAUUGAUCAAGAUCUGUAGCCUGUGGAAUUCAUGUAUUAUCACCAUGUUAUAUACAGGUGUGAAACAUUUAACUAAAGCUGAUCUGUUACCACGCUUAUUACGAUAUUACUCCACAAAAAGAAGUGGCAAGAAAGUACCACCAGGAGGCCAUUAUAGAUCUCCUUGGAAGAUUCUAAAGGAUGAAUUUACAAACUUAGAUGGUCCCUUGCCAACAGAAUUAAUACCAAGAGAAGUGGAUGCUUUAGUCAUAGGGGGAGGUCUUGUGGGCUCAUCUGUGGCCUUUUGGUUGAAACAUCUUCAUCCUAAAGCUUUUUCAGUGGCAUUAGUAGAAAGAGAUCUAACAUAUAGCAGAGCAUCAAGUAUGUUAUCAGCUGGAGGAGUUAGACAUCAAUUUUCUGUUCCUGAAAAUGUGCAACUUUCCUUAUUUGCCACUGAUUUUUUACGUAAUAUCAAGCAAUACCUUAGUGUUCUGGAUGAAGAAGAUCCCCCAGAUGUAAAAUUCAAUCACCAUGGUUACCUAUUUCUUACUCCAGAAGAUAAAGCAGAAGAACUUGCUGCUCAUGUAAAAAUGCAGAAUGAAUUAGGAGCUCGAAUCAAAUUCUUAACAAAAGAUAAAUUAGCACAGCAAUUUCCAUGGUUAAAUUUACAAGAUGUUGAAGUUGGUUCGUAUGGUCUCCAAGGAGAAGGCUGGUUUGAUCCAUGGCUCUUGAUCAAAAGUUUCUUUCAGAAGAAUAUCAGUUAUGGUGUCAAUUAUAUUCAUGGUGAAUUAGAUCGCUUUAACUUUAAAUCACAUGCUGUUAGUUCAGGAACUGGUUAUAUAGACAAAAAAUUUUUGGACAGUGCUGUGGUAAAUGGUGAAGAUGGGAAUGAAUAUGGUAUUAAAUUCUCUCAUGUAAUUAAUUGUGCGGGGCCUUGGGCAGGUGAAGUUGCUAGAAAAGCAAUAAUUGGUAUUGGCAGUGAUGUAGAUUUAGCCUUCCCUCUACCCGUAACACCAAGGAAACGUUUUGUGUAUGUUGUGAAUUGCCCAAAUGGUCCUGGUUUAGAAACCCCUGUCCUAAUAGAUCCUGCAGGUGUAUAUUUUAGAAGAGAAGGUUUAGGUGGGAACUAUAUUUGUGGAGGUACACCAUCAGAGGAACGGGAGCCAUCAACAGAAGACCUGUCAAUAGAUUAUAGUUUUUUUGAAGAAGCUGUAAAGCCCCAAUUAGAAUACAGAAUUCCAACACUUAAAAACUUAAAGUUGAAGAGUGCUUGGUCAUGUUACCAUGACUACAAUGAAUUUGAUGAGAACCUUGUGAUUGGACGACAUCCAUUUCAUAAUAAUUUUCUGUUUGCUAAUGGAUUAGGUGGACAUGCUGUACAACAUUCUAUUGGUGUAGGGAGAGCUAUAGCUGAAUUAAUCAUGGCUGAAGAUUACAAAUCUAUAGAUUUGUCAAAAUUUGGAUUUGACAGAUUCCUCAGAAAUGAUUUUAUAAGCGAGGAGAUGAGAACAUGAUAUGGGAAGAUUUUAAGAAUCUCUUGUUUUAUAAGAAUAUCAUAGUCAGGAAGAGAUUGUAUAAUUUUGGACAUAGACUUGAACUGUGGAUGUUUUUUUCAAAUAUUUUUUUUGUAUAAAAAUCUGGAUUUGUUUUACCACUAAAACAUCUCAUCUGAAGAAAGAUUGCUGUGUGAAAUACAAAAGUGUUAUCAAAUAAUAUGUUGAAAGUGUUUUAAAUAUUAUAAUAUUGGACAAAAUAUCGAAGGAAUUAUUUUAGUUGUUGAUUUUUUUUUCGCCCUCAGAAUUUAGUGACUUAGUUGAAGACGACGUGGAGAGGACGUGGAGAACUCUCGUAAAGUGAGGUGUGAGAAAGCUGGAGACUAAUUGUCGGAGGACAUCCGUACUGGGUUCUCGGCGAUACACAGGGGUUUAUAGAGAAGACGAUGUAUAAUGAGACACAACCUCCGUAACCAGUAUAAGUCAGAUGAACUCCAUUAAUGUUACCAAGAGGUUUAUUAAUCAAAUGUUUCGGACAUGAGGAGUCCUUCUUCAGUAAUAAUUGCUUAUCAUUCAUUCGUUCCUUCCUGGAGUUUUACGUCCACUUCCACCAAUGUUGAUUUCGUAGACAUGUUUGGUUAUGUGAAUCGUGUGGUAUUUAUAGUAGAAUAAUUGUGACGUCAGUGGAACGUUUAAGAAUAAUUUGGAGUGAUUUGAAGUAAUCCUGAUCCGUUCUGAAUGAUCAGGAUUAUUAGUGAUUAAUUUGGAAGAAUAUUGAUCGAAUAAAUGUAAUUUAAUUAGUAUUCUAAAUACCGUACGAUUCACGGUAAUAAUACGAUUAUGGUGAAAGAUAUUUAUAAAAAGAUAUAAAUUAGAUAGAAACAUAUAUGGAAUUACAAAUGAAAACAAUGUUUACAGUUAUAGAUAAACACAUUAAGCUUUUUUAAAACACAAUGUCGUAUUUCUCCAGUAUAGUAUUGAAACAUAGAUCAUGAUACUUCAUCGUUGUCCGAAACUGAGUAGGUGGCAAAUUCCACUUCGGUUGUUGGAUUUUCGUUGACGGUUAUGACUUCUUGGUUCUCCAAUUCGGCAUUCAUGGCGGUCAUGGAGUUAUCUGUGUUUAUGAUAAUUGCCAUUGACUGUGUUAGAGAUGCUAGGAAUCCUCUUUGGAGUGCGAGUUCCUGCCUCAAAAGGCAGAAUCCAUUCUCUCAGAUUCUCUGGGGUACAUAAUGUAGAGGCGCCGACCACAGAUCUGUUACGAGAAGGAUCCAUAAUGACUUUUUGUCCCCCGCCUUUCGAAGAAAGCAGGGGACUAUUAAAAUGGGUUCGUCCGUCUGUCUGUCCGUCCGUCUGUCUGUCCGUCCGUCUGUCUGUCCGUCACACUUUUUGGGACACAAUAACUCUCUUCCUAAUUGAGCUAGAAUGUUCAAACUUGGUGUAUGUGUUUAUUAGGUCAAUGCCUUGAUGGAGUUUGAAGAUGAGCAUUUUCCGCUUAGGGUAAGCAGAGAUAAGCAAUUUGAUUGGUUGAUGCUUUGGGACACGAUAACUCUCUUCCUAAUUGGGCUAGAAUGUUCAAACUUGGUGUAUGUGUUGAUUAGGUCAAUGCCUUGAUGGAGUUCGAAGAUGAGCAUUUUCCGCUUAGGGUAAGCAGAGAUAAGCAAUUUGAUUGGUUGAUGCUUUGGGACACGAUAACUUUUAAUUGAGCUAGAAUGUUCAAACUUGGUGUAUGUGUUUAUUAGGUCAAUGCCUUGAUGGAGUUCGAAGAUGAGCAUUUUCCGCUUAGGGUAAGCAGAGAUAAGCAAUUUGAUUGGUUGAUACUUUGGGGCACGAUAACUCUCUUCCUAAUUGAGCUAGAAUGUUCAAACUUGGUGUAUGUGUUGAUUAGGUCAAUGCCUUGAUGGAGUUCGAAGAUGAGCAUUUUCCGCUUAGGGUAAGCAGAGAUAAGCAAUUUGAUUGGUUGAUGCUUUGGGACACGAUAACUUUAGUUCUAAUUAAGUGAGAUUGAUGAAACUUGGUGUAUAGAUUUAUUAUAUGAAUACCUUAACUAAGUUCGAUAAUGAACAUUUUUUGCUGAGGGUAAGCAGAGUGAUAAGCAAUUUGAUUGGUAGAAACUUUGGAACACAAUAACUCUCCUUCUAAUUGAGGUAGAAUGUUCAAACUUGGCAUAGGUGUCUAUUAGGUGAAUGUUUAAACUUGAUGUAUAUGUAGAUGUUCAUUAGGUGAAUGUCUUGACUGAGUUCAAUAAUUAACAUUUCGAGCUGAAGCUAAGCAGAGCUAAUCGAUUUCAUUUGUCGAUGGUUUGGGACAAGAUAAUCUUGAUUCUAUCUGAUAGAGAGUGAUGAAACUUAGUGAAAAAAAUAAAUGUGCGAUUAAUUAAUAUGUGUCAUCUAUUUAUUUUGCAAUUUCGGCGGGGGACAUCAGCCUCGCUGUUGGCUUGUUUUUUUCAUUUAAUGGAUCUUCUGAGCUGAGAUAUUGUCGUGCAUUUAAGGUGAAGAUAUAAAUUCGGGCGCCAUCUGUAUCGGCGGCCGCAUUCAAAUUCAGUGACUUUGACUAUCAGUAACAUCAAAGGAACAGGUUAAAAAGCUAGUCAAAAAGUGCCAAUAAUUUACCGAAUUAAACCUCACAAAAAUACAGUACAGCAUUAAAAACCCACCUUAUUCCACUACCACUCUAUCCCACUAUGUCUGGAUUUGAUUAAAGCCAAUUUGACCUAAUCUGGUCAUUAUUUCUAGUGUAACUGGAAAUUAAGUUUUUGACAAGUCACUACAGUGGGAUGAAAAUAUUCUAACUUUGUUGCGCCAAUUCUUGAAUAUAAAGAAACGAGUCUGGUUUUGAAGCAAACACUCCAGUGGCCGGUUCGAUGUGACAUUGACUCACAAUUGAGAUUCAAGUUGCCAAAUAUACUGUUAAAGUUUUAAGGGAAUUCAUUCACUGAAUGACGAAAGUUUUGAGUUAAAAGAAUGCCAAAGACCAUGCUGAUGUUUAGAACUCCGGGUCGUAAGUAGCUUAGAACAACGAGGGGGGCGGGAAGUGUUCUCAGUGGUGCUGUAAAAUUGAGGGACAAUGUAUAUCUAUUGUCCCCCCCCCCCCUUAGUUACAGUCUAAUAGAACUACGAUUUAGAGUUGGGUAGAUUAUAAAGUUUUAGUAAGAAUCAAUUGGGUAAGAAUCAACAAACCCCAUCUUGUAUUUUUUCCAUGGCAAUGAUUAAAUGCAUUGCUUUUAGGUUUCAAUAUAACCUGUCUGCUAAUAUUAAUUUCUUUACACAGAAUAUAUAUAAUAAUAAGGUUGAAUCACUAUAUAUUGGUCCUAAUAAUCAUAAUAUAUUAGUCACAAAAAUACUGCUCAUCAGUGAAAUCUGUUCUACAUAAAACUAGUAAUAUAUUUGAUUUCUGUAACAGUGUAUAUGUAAAUUCAGAUAUGACUUGACUUUUGAUAUUUUCAUACACAUAUAUAAUUAAUGUGAAUUUUCAUGCAAAUGAGGUACACUUUAUGCAUAUUUUUAUAUGAACAUUAUAUAUUUAACAUAUAUUGUAAAUAUAGUGCAUUUUAAAACCUGUAUAAAUACGAA